AUGAUUGCUUAUUAUUCUGAAAACAAUAAUAUUUCUAUUAAUUUAAUACCAAAUACAAAUUACUCAAUUGAACAAGCUCUUAAACAAAUGCCAAUCUGUAAUUCAAAAGAUCGUCCUCGUCAACGAAAUCUACUCACAAUUCUUCAUGCAUGGACUCAUUUUGCUAAUACACAUAAUAUUCAAUAUUGGAUAGCUUAUGGAACACUUGUAGGUUAUGUACAAGGUCAAGGUUUAUUACCACAUGAUUCUGAUACUGAUGUGUUAAUAUUAGCACAAGACACACAACAGUUGAUUCCUUUUUCUAAUGUCAAUUUUUCAUCAAUCUAUGAAAUUAAAGUUCAUCCACAAUGGUCUUCGGCUGGAUUUGCAAAUCGUUCUUAUUUUCCAUUACAACGUAUCAAUUUUAUAGCACCUAAUGCUCGAUUUAUACAUCGAACACUUCGUUAUCAUGUUGAUAUUUGGCCUAUUUAUGAUUAUCAUCCUGCUCAAUCAAGAAAUAGAACGAAGACUAUAAAAACUCUUACGGAAUAUAGUACAUCUUAUACAUGGAUAUCGUCACCAAUCGAAUGGACAUUUCCAUUAAAACCUUGUAUUUUUAGUAGUAUCAAAGUAUGGUGUCCAGCAAUGCCUGAAAAACUAGUAACUAUGUUAUAUGGAAUCAAAGCUCUUAACGAAACAGAUAAAAUAUGUGUUAAUGGUACUUGGAUUUAA
Rotaria sp. Silwood2 is the source of this 711-nucleotide messenger RNA. The record is from the annotation of a GenBank genome assembly. NCBI's taxonomy places the organism in Eukaryota, Metazoa, Rotifera, Eurotatoria, Philodinida, Philodinidae.